AAUACAUGGAUGGAACCAUGAAGAUCAAGAUUAUCCAGAAAUAGAACCAGAUUUUCAGAGUUGAAAUUUAGUUCUAAAUGAUGAAAAUUAACUCAUGUUCACCUUCAUCAACUCGUUACUACAGAGAUUAUAUCAUCAUCCAAAGGCUUAGAGAGAAAGAUAGAGAAAGUGAUGAUGAUGAAGGAGAAGAAAAAAUCAAAUCAUUUAUUCUUUGUCAAGGUUACUAUGGAUGAUUAUCAGGUUCUCCCAUUUUAAAGAUACUCCUCUUAAUCCAUGAUCUUUAAAAAGCAGUUUCUCCUCAUCUUGAUUAUACUUGUGUCCACGUUUGUCCAUCCAACUAACUGACCAUUACAAUGGAUUUAAUAAGUUUCUCUUUUGUUUACUCCAUCUUUUGCCUUGGAAUCAUUUUGUUCAUCUUGAACAAAAUCAUCUUUCGAUCUGCACCCAAAUUUGGUGAAUAUGCUCCAUCACCAUUUCGAUUUCCAAUAAUUGGACAUCUUCAUCUAUUAGCAAAAUUCCCUGACGAUCCUUGGAAAGGAUUUGAGGCAAUUCGUCAGCGAUUUGGUGAUGUUGUCUCUCUCCGAUUAGGAUCAGUCGAUGCAAUCAUGGUCUCAUCUUUGGAAACAAUUAAAGAAGUUCUUCUUACCAAAGGUAAAAUUUUCUCUGAUAGGCCAGAUUUCUAUCGAUAUCAUUUAAUUUUCGGAGGUGAUCGACAAAAUGCAUUGGCUUUGUGCGAUUGGUCUGAGCUACAAAAAACUCGUCGUGUCCUUUGUGCGAUAUCAACGGCACCCAAGUUUAGUUCAAAUUCAUUUGAUAUGCUCGAUAAAGCGGUUACAUCGGAAGUGGGAAAAUUUUUAAAAUACAUUGAAUCAUCUUCAGAUUUAAUUCUGACUAAAUGUUGGACCAGACAAUUUUCUUCAAACGUUUUCACUCAAUAUCUUUGCGCCUCAAGGCUGGAGUACAAUGAUCCUAAUCUCAUUAGACAAGCUCACAAUUACGAUUACGUUUUCUACGAUGUCAGUCAAUGUGGUCCAGUUGACUUUAUGCCGUUCUUAAAGAAAUUAGGCUUUUUCCGUGGUUAUAUCAAGGAAUUGGACACAAUCUCUAAUUCUUUGAGAGUAUUCGUUGAAGAUGUUCUAGUGAAGCCUCGAUUAGCUGAGAUCAAGAAAUCAUCAUCUUUAGAAGGAAAAUUUGACCUAAGCUCUUGCGAUUCGAUGAUUUCUCUUGACCUAAUGUACAAAUAUCAUAUCGAAAAUCCUGAAGAUUUUACUUAUGAACAUUUCUUAUUGUCAAUCGGUGAUCUUGUUGGAGGCUCUGCUGCCAUUUCUAAUAUGUUGAUGAGAAUCCUUGGUCAUCUAGCAAUGGACAUGGAAGUACAAGAGGAAAUGUACCAAGAAAUAGCGGCAUCUGCUCGUGAACACGAUACCGAUAUUAUUAGUAUUAAGCAUCGACCUUACAUUCCACUUGCCGAAGCUUCAAUUCUAGAAGCUUUGAGACUUUCAUCGUCACCAAUUGUGCCCCAUGUUCCCACUCAGGACACAACAAUUGGAGGAUAUUUUGUACCCAAAGGAACAAUGAUUUUAUUCAACAAUUGGCGAAUGAACUUUUCCUCUGAUUUCUACACCGAACCAGCACAAUUUCAACCCUCUCGAUUCCUCCACUAUUCUACUAACAACAAUUCCCCAAGUAAAUGGCAGAUCAAAAAGCCUGAAGUCUUCAUGCCAUUUUCCGUUGGUCAACGAUCUUGCCUCGGAUUCAAACUGACCCAAAAUAUAACAUUCGCUAUUCUCUGUAACCUUUUACUCAAAUACAAGGUCGAACCUGUUGACCCAAUUGAAACAAUCAGAGAACAUGUUAAAUUUGGUAUUCUAGCAUUAAAAGUAAAUGAUUGUUUCCGGGUUCAAUUAAUUCCAAGAGAAUGAGAACAAUCAAAAAGAAAAUGAAAAUCAAUCAAUCAACUUAUUCUUUACAAUGUAACAAUUAAUAUCUAUUCUUAUAUUUUCAUCAGUUUUUUAAACAAAAUUCAAUUAUCAACUCAUAUAUUUAUUUAUACACUUCUUUUAAUUGUAAUAAUUAACGACUUGUGAACAGAGAGAGAGAGAGAGAGAAAGUACAAUUUGCUAACUGUGAGAAUCAAAAUGAACUUUUUUGUCCAAACUACAAUUAAAA
This is a messenger RNA of Panonychus citri (citrus red mite), 2169 nucleotides long. Its product is annotated as cytochrome P450 307a1-like. The transcript has 7 exons. The coding region runs from base 354 to 1922 and encodes 522 amino acids. NCBI's taxonomy places the organism in Eukaryota, Metazoa, Arthropoda, Arachnida, Trombidiformes, Tetranychidae. Gene Ontology annotation, molecular function: oxidoreductase activity, acting on paired donors, with incorporation or reduction of molecular oxygen; monooxygenase activity; heme binding. The record is from RefSeq and is a predicted model, not a curated record.